AUGACGCAAGCUGAGCUAGUUCGAGAGCUGGAAAGUCCAGCCAAUCUGAUCAAACUCAUUAAUCUCAUUUGCGCGAAGUAUGGCCUCGACUCAAAGAAGCAUACCAAUCUAACCAACAUCAAGGCGUUCUUGGGGCCGUUGCAAGUAGACUCUAUUGCGAAUCAGGUGUCGUCAAUCGAUGCUGCUAACGCCCUCAUAGUUGAUCUCUAUGAUAAAAAACGGUCGGACCCUCGACUCCGCGCCAGUCUCCCGGAAGAUUUAGACCGCACGAAGCAGUAUUUGUUGAAACUCAUAAAAACGCCUGGAGAAGACAAAGAGGCGCUGACGCCGUAA
Phytophthora nicotianae INRA-310 is the source of this 333-nucleotide messenger RNA. RefSeq lists its product as hypothetical. Lineage: Eukaryota; Oomycota; Peronosporomycetes; Peronosporales; Peronosporaceae. Bases 1 to 333 code for a protein of 110 amino acids. The record is from RefSeq and is a predicted model, not a curated record. The transcript has a single exon.